AUGAAAUUUUAUAUAGGAAACAUUGAUUAUGACUAUGAAACUGUUAUAAAAUGGACUAAAUUUCCUUAAAAAAUCGAAUAUAAGAAAUCCAUAUAUAAACGAAAAAAGCCUGAAGAAGAAACAGAAGAAAAUACUGAUAAAACAUACUUUUAUACACUAUAAUUUAACUAUAAAUUCACAUAAUAGGGGGAAAGAGUACUUUUUUCAUAUGCAAAGCCUUAUUCUUUUACCAAUUUAGUAUCUUUUUUGGAAAAAACAGAAGAGAAUUUAAAAAAAAGGGAAGGUUUUUAAUAUGAAUUUGAUACAAAAACUCGAGAAAUUAGUAUUUUUUCUGAAAAUAUUUUAUAUAAAAAAUAACUAAUUGGCGGAUCAAGAUUGGGUUUAUCAAUUUUUGUAUUGGAAAUUACUUCUGGGACAUAAAAAGGGAAAAUUCCUCUAGAAAAAAGGAAAAUAGUCUUUAUUUUGGGAAGAUAGCACCCCUCAGAAAGCCCCAGUUCGAUGAUUCUGGAUGGCUUGAUUUCCUUCUUGGUUUCAGAUGAUUUAAUUGCGCAAAAAUUAAGGGAGUUCUUCGUUUUUAAGGUCGUUCCAAUGGUUAAUCCGGAUGGAGUUUGCGUUGGAAAUAGCAGGACUAAUAUUUCUGGGGCUGAUUUGAAUAAUGAAUGGUAAGAACCGUUGGAAAAAUAACACCCUGAGGUGUUUUAUUUGAAGAAUUAUAUAAAAAAAUAUUUAGAGAAGAAAGAUUUAUUCCUUUUUGUUGAUUUUCAUGCUUGUAUUAAUGAAAAAAAUGCGUUUAUGUAUGGAUGUGAAGAGUUUGGAGGGUUAAAUUCAAGUUUAAAGUGGUUUUGUAAUAGGGUUUUGUUAAAAAUAAUGCAUGAAAGUAUGAAAUAUUUCAAUUAUGAAUAAUGUAAAAUGUCUUUAAAAAAGAAAAAUAUGAAUUAGGCUAGAUGGGUGUUUUAUUAGGAGUUUAAAGCGAGUUUUUCGUAUAGUUUUGAUGUUUCUUUUUUCGGUUUUUUUAUAAACUCGUUUUUUUCAAUAUAGAAUGAUAAAUAUUAAGAAAAAAAUAAUGGAUAAUUAUCUCUUAUUUAAGAAAUAAAUGAUAAUAAUACCGAAAACAGCAAAAAUAAUAAUAAAAAUCUUAAUAAUAGUAUUAAAACAUAAAAUACUGCUUUUAGAUAAAACAGUAUAAUUAGAAAAGAUUCCAAUAUUAGUACAAAUAGUAGAAAAGUAUCAGAUUCUAUAGUAGUGAUAAAAGAAAAAAGUAAUAAUAACGAUAAAAACACCAAAAGUAAUAAUAAUAACGAUAAAAACACCAAAAGUAAUAAUAAUAACGAUAAAAACACCAAAAGUAAUAAUAAUAACGAUAAAAAUACCAAAAGUAAUAAUAAUAACGAUAAAAACACCAAAAGUAAUAAUAAUAAUGAUAAAAACACCAAAAGUAAUAAUAAUAAUGAUGAUAAAAACACCGAAAGUAAUAAUAAUGAUAAAAACACUAAAAGUAAUAAUAAUAAUGAUAAAAACACAAUAUUUUUUUAGAGAUUAAAAAAAAAAUUAAAUAAAAGUAAUUAUACUAGUCCAAAUUCUAAUAAAAAUAAGAAUUCUUUUUAAAAUGAAGAAUAUGAAGAUAAUGUGAAAAGAAAAGGUUCAAAAGAUUAUUUUUCAUCGAAAUUUUAAACAAAUGAAAAGGACAUUAAUUUAAAUGAAAAUCCUAUGUUUUUAUAAAAUAAUCUUUAAUAAAAUUUUAAUAAUUUAUAUAAAAGUAAUAAUAAUAAUAAUAAUAAUAAUAAUAAUAAUAAUAAUAAUAAUAAUAAUAAUAAAAAUGAUUUUAAUUUACUUUUUAAUAGAAAUUUUAAACCAAAGUUUGAUAUAAUUAAAUUAAAAAAUCCUUUUUUGCCAUCUCCUUAAAAAUUAUUAUAAAUUUAUCAAUUUAAAAACCUCAAAAAUAUUUAUAAAAUAAAAAUAAUAUAACAUCUUCUUAUUAAAUGA
Ichthyophthirius multifiliis is the source of this 1983-nucleotide messenger RNA. RefSeq names its product zinc carboxypeptidase family protein, putative. NCBI's taxonomy places the organism in Eukaryota, Ciliophora, Oligohymenophorea, Hymenostomatida. Gene Ontology annotation, biological process: protein side chain deglutamylation. The record is from RefSeq and is a predicted model, not a curated record. The transcript has 3 exons.